Molecule: messenger RNA, 1437 nt
Organism: Monosiga brevicollis MX1
Lineage: Eukaryota; Choanoflagellata; Craspedida; Salpingoecidae
Exons: 4
Coding region: 1-1437 (478 amino acids)
Biological process (GO): mitotic cell cycle; microtubule cytoskeleton organization
Cellular component (GO): cytoplasm; microtubule
Molecular function (GO): GTP binding; structural constituent of cytoskeleton
Source: RefSeq, a predicted model, not a curated record
AUGACCCAGUCUAUUGUGGUGCAAGUGGGCCAAUGCGGCAACCAGAUUGGCGCGCAAUUCUGGCAACGGGCACUCGAAGAACAUGCCGCCAUCAAUAGCCAAGGGACCUUUGACGAGGCGAUGAACACGUUUUUUGAAAAUGUCGACACCUCGGUUCAUCCGCCCCGUCGUUUGCCCGUGGGUCAAGGCGAGCAGCCCAUUGCCACGCUGCGCGCCCGGGCGGUCCUGGUCGACAUGGAAGAAGGCGUCGUCAACGGCUUGCAACGGGGUCCGCUCGGCGAACUCUUUGAUCGUGCUCACUGCGUCACCAGCGUGAGCGGAAGCGGCAACAAUUGGGCCGUGGGCUACCAUCAAUACGGCGCCCAGUAUGGUGCAGACAUUGAACAGGCCGUGCGCCGGGCCGCCGAGGCCUGUGACUGCCUGCAAUCCUUCCUCCUCUUACAUAGCAUGGGUGGCGGUACCGGCUCGGGCCUCGGGACCUGGCUCGUUGAAAUGCUCCACGACGCCUUUCCCGACGUCUAUCGCUUCGUCGUCCCCGUCUACCCCAGCGAGGUGUCCUUGACUGUCUUGGCCUCGUGGCGCCGCGACGACGACGUCAUUACGUCGCCAUACAACUGCUCCUUUGCCACGCAUCAACUCAAGGAAUUUGCCGACUGCGUCCUGCCCGUGGAAAACCAGGCCUUGGCGGACAUUGUCGCCAACAUUGACACCAUGAGCAAAGGCAAGCUCAAGGCCAAGUCUGAGGUAGAUGGCAGUGGCAGCGUCGGGGAAAACAAGCGGCCGUGGCGCCGCAUGAAUUCGAUUGUUGCCAAGAUGCUCUUGGACAUGACGUCCGGCUCUCGCUUCCCCGGCUCAGUCAACGUCGACGUCAAUGAACUGACAAUGAACCUGGUGCCCUUUCCCAAGAUGCAUUUUGUGACCAGCAGCCUCUCGCCGCUCUAUGACCUGGCCGACGUCCACGUGCCGCCCCGCCGCCUGGAUCAAAUGUUUACCGAUGCCUUUGACCGUUCCUUCCAAUUACUGCGCAGCGACCCACGCCGGGGCCUCUUCAGCGCCUGCACCCUCAUGCUUCGCGGAGACGUGGAAAUGUCUGACGUGCGACGCAACGUCGAUCGCAUGAAGCAGCAGCUGCGCUUUGCGGACUGGAAUCCUGACGGCUGGAAGAUUGGCAUGUGCCGCCAAGCCUCUGUGCGCCAAAGCCGCAGCCUGCUCUGCCUGGCCAACAACACGUGUAUUCGUAACAGCUUUGUCGCUGUCCGGGAUCGCUUCCUCAAGCUCUAUCGCAAGCGCGCCUUCAAGCACCACUUUACUUCCGAGGGCAUGGAUCAAGGUCAUUUCGACGUGGCGCUAAACAGCCUAAACGAGCUAGCGGCGCAGUAUGCCAACCUUGAAGCUGAGACGCCCCUUGCCAGCGUGACCCGACCGCAGCUCCUCUGA